AUGUAUUCUGAGUAUGCUGAAAUUGGUGGUUUUGAUGUUAGACUGAGCACACAGUCAAGGUUUGAUAACAAAAUUAUAAAGAAGAAACAUGUUAUAUGUAAUCGUGGUGGUAAACAGAAAAAGAAAUCUUGUGACACAUUAGGUACAAGUGGUGUUAGGAGGAAACGAAAUUCAAAUUCAAGAGCUAUUGGUUGUCAAGCAAAGAUUAUAUUUGAAUCUGUGUAUGGAACUCCAGAUUAUAAAGUUUUUCAGUUUGAUGAACUUCACAACCAUCCACUUGAGAAGAGAAGUAAUUUAAAAAAAGCGAGACAAAUGUCAUAUUCAGAAAAAGAGUUUAUUGUGCAUGCUUCUACAUCAAAAAUAGGUCCAACUAUGGCUCAUAAGUUGAGGGCAAGUUUGAGAGGUGGGUAUGAGUUUGUAAAGCCAAAAGUAGUUGACUAUAAAUAUUUAAGGAGAGAUAUCAAUAGGGUUAUUGGUUAUAAAGAUGCCCAGAUGAUAGUAAACACAAUGAAUGACCGUCAAGCUCAUUAUCCAAAUUACUCAUUUGAGUUUAAUUGUCAAGAUGAUGUUUUGGACUGUAUGUUUUGGGCUGAUGAAAUGGAGAAGACAUAUUAUGCUGAAUUUGGUGAUGUUAUCUCGUUUGAUGCGACUUUCCGAACAAACAAGUAUCGAAUGGUUUUUGUUCCGUUUACUGCUAUUGACCAUCAUAAAAAAUCGGUUACUGUUGGAUCUGGGUUGCUAAGCAAUGAAAGCAUUGAGUUACUCUUGAUAUCAGAUGAUUUAUUUACUAACACAGACUUUAGAAAAAGGUUUUCAAAACUUGUUUGGGACAUUAAUAUGAAACCUGAUGUUUUUGAGGUGAAGUGGGGUUUGCUUAUGAAGGAAUUCAAUCUUGAAGACACAAGAUGGUUUAAAAACAUGUUUACAAUACGUGAUUCAUGGAUACCUGGAUAUUUUAGUGGUAUUCCAAUGUGUGGUUUGAUGAAGACUACAUUAAGGUCAGAGAGUAUGAAUUCAUUCUUUAAUACAUACUUAGAAAGUGGAAACUUACUUUUGAGUUUCAUGAUAAAUUACGACACUGCCAUUCAAAAGCAAAGGAAUACUCAACGAGAUCUUGAUAAGGCAUCAAAGAAAGCAUCAUAUAAAAUGCAAACACCUCGAGAAAUAGAACUACAAGCAUCAAAGGUUUAUACAAAUGGUUGGGAUCUUUACAUUGUGCAGCACAACAACAGUAAAAGUGAUUUUAAAAUUGAAUUUAAGGUUGAAAUAAAAGUAGAAGAAAAAGAAAUAAAUUGUAGUUGUGAACAUUUUAAGCGUAUGGGUGUUUUAUGCAGACAUGCUUUUACAAUAAUAAUGAGAUGUGGUGUUAAAGAAAUUCCUGAAAGGUACAUUUUAAAGGGAUGGAGAAAGGAUGUGAUAUCAAGAAAUUAUCGUUUUAGUUCUGUUCAAUCCGAUUCAGGUGAUUGUGAGAAUGUAAAGCUAGUCAAUGAUUCAUAUUAUAGUUUUGAAUCAUGUUUGGAUAUUGUAAGAGAUGACAAAAAGAGAUUGGCUUUGUUUGCUGAGAAGCAACAAAUGUUGUUGAAUGAAUUUUAG
Molecule: messenger RNA, 1593 nt
Organism: Lactuca sativa (garden lettuce)
Lineage: Eukaryota; Viridiplantae; Streptophyta; Magnoliopsida; Asterales; Asteraceae
Product: protein FAR1-RELATED SEQUENCE 5
Molecular function (GO): zinc ion binding
Source: RefSeq, a predicted model, not a curated record